This is a messenger RNA of Gongylonema pulchrum, 723 nucleotides long. NCBI's taxonomy places the organism in Eukaryota, Metazoa, Nematoda, Chromadorea, Rhabditida, Gongylonematidae. The record is from the annotation of a GenBank genome assembly.
AUGAUUUUUUUAAAGGAUAUCUUCGAAUGCCGGACAUGCGGGCUUGUUGGUACUCUUUGUUGUUGCACAGAAUGCGCCUACACAUGUCAUCGAAACCAUGAGUGCAGAUUGAAGCGAACUUCGCCAACAGCCUAUUGUGAUUGUUGGGAGAAAUGUUCCUGCCAGGCGCUUAUUGUUGGCAAUACGCUACGUCGUGACAAUUUAGUUUCGGUAUUGCUCAAUGAUACUGAUCUCAUAAAUCGCACAAAUUCUAGGCAACAUCUGUUGCUUUUCCUCGCUCGAACGGUUGGCCGGCAGAUGACCGAACAAGAUAAUUUCCAGCGAAGAAAUCCCAAGAAAACUUCGGGGACAGACGCCGCUCCGGAACAUGAUCUUGAUCCACCGCGAUUUGCUCGUAGUGCAUUCGCCAGACUUCUUUCGGAUUGGCGUGCCGUUAAGAGCUUGGUAAUGCUGGGUGUGAAAGGAUUACAAAAUGAUGCGCUUAUUAUUGAGGAGGUGUUCCAUUUCAAUCAGCAGCAUGGUUGCUCACAUCUCGAUAAAUUUGUCUUCGUAUUACUCGCCAAAUGCUCGGAGACUGAUGUUUGUACUUUUGAUUUUGUUAUCGCCGACAGCGAUCACCGUCGCAACAGCUACGGCUGGUGGCAUUGGACAAGUUAUGGCUACAUCCGGUACGACGCCAAGGUUGAGGUUUUUUUUUUUCCUUUUUGGCCGAACUUUGCUUGA